Messenger RNA from Polypterus senegalus (gray bichir), 17540 nucleotides. It is a transcript of the gene hmcn1, whose product is annotated as hemicentin 1. Gene Ontology annotation, biological process: cell adhesion; axon guidance. Bases 324 to 17204 code for a protein of 5626 amino acids. The record is from RefSeq and is a predicted model, not a curated record. Lineage: Eukaryota; Metazoa; Chordata; Cladistia; Polypteriformes; Polypteridae. The transcript has 107 exons. Gene Ontology annotation, cellular component: plasma membrane. Gene Ontology annotation, molecular function: calcium ion binding; protein binding.
ACGGGCUGAGAUUUUGAGUCUCUCGAGCGAGUGAGUUCACAAGGAGGAGGCAGGCAGAUUGAGCGGACUGAUAGACAGCUGCGAUCUCAAAGUAGAAGGGUGUAGGGGGCAAAUUCUCUGCGCGCUUAAACGACGAUACCUAAACAGAGCAUCUGCUCUCCUGAACCGUGCCUCAUUGCUUCUGUAAAAGACCGAUUUCAUUGACUCAUUUGCGCGUACUCGGGCAGAUGCCGCUGUCACUUCACAUCGGAGCACCUUGACGAGUUUCUUUCAGGACACGAAGAAGGACAGAGUCCGCUGCUGAGAGAGCACUGCCUGAAACGAUGGGUCUGCGUGGGAGACGCAGCGGUGUCCUGCAGCUGUGCACGACCGCUGCUCUCAUGUUGGCUCUGUCCAGCGCGCAGGAACCCUCCGGCGCGGGACAAAAGCAAGACAUCCCCGAGGGCGCCUCCACCUUGGCCUUCGUCUUUGAUGUGACCGGCUCUAUGUAUGACGAUUUAGUCCAAGUUAUUGAGGGUGCCUCCAAGAUUUUGGAAACUUCGCUCAGCAGACCCAAGAGACCACUAUAUAACUUUGCGCUGAUACCUUUCCACGACCCAGAGAUUGGACCAGUAACAAUUACCACAGACCCAAAGAAGUUCCAGUAUGAGCUCAGGGAAUUGUAUGUACAGGGAGGAGGGGAUUGCCCAGAAAUGAGCAUUGGUGCUAUUAAGAUUGCUCUGGAAAUAUCUCUGCCAGGUUCCUUCAUCUAUGUUUUUACAGAUGCUCGUUCAAAAGACUACAAGCUCACAAACGAAGUCCUACAGCUUAUCCAGCAAAAGCAGUCUCAGGUUGUUUUUGUACUGACUGGAGAUUGUGAUGAUCGGGCACAUAUUGGUUAUAAAGUUUAUGAGGAGAUAGCUUCUACAAGCUCUGGGCAAAUCUUUCACUUGGAUAAAAAACAAGUUAAUGAGGUGCUGAAAUGGGUUGAAGAAGCUGUCCAAGCCUCAAAAGUUCAUCUUUUAUCAACUGAUCACCAUACUGGGACUUCAUAUAGCUGGCAGAUUCCUUUUGAUCCAAGUUUAAAAGAAGUAACAGUUGCUUUAAGUGGUCCUGCCCCUUUAAUUGAAAUAAGGGACCCUCAAGGGAAAUUAAUAAAAAAGGGAGCUGGCUUGAAUGAACUGCUUCAUAUUCCUAACUCUGCCAAAGUUGUAAACGUUAAGGACCCAAAUCCAGGAAUGUGGUCUAUAAAGACUUCCAGCUCAGGAAGACAUUCUAUUAGAAUAUCAGGACUCAGCACCAUUGACUUUCGUGCUGGUUUUGCAAGGAGACCUACUUUGGACUUUAAAAAAACUUCAAGUAGGCCUGUGCAAGGCAUACCCACCUUUGUUCUAUUAAAUACCACUGGCAUCAUCCACCCAGCACGAGCUGAUCGGUUAGAGUUGCUAAGUACAUCUGGUGAAGUUUUAAAAACAAUUCCUAUUAAGUUCUACCCUGACAGAAAGCCUUAUGGAAUCUGGAAUGUAACUGAAUUCAUCCCUCCAGAUGAAGCCUUCUUCCUUAAAGUGACAGGCUAUGACACAAGUGAUUAUAUGUUUCAAAGGGUAUCCAGUGUUUCAUUCUCAAGUGUUAUUCCAGAUGCUCCAAAAGUGUUGAUGCCUCCUCGAACGCAAGGGUACUAUCUGCAAAAUGGAUCUAUAUCCUGUUAUAUUGAAAGUUUAAUUCCUUUCACACUGCGGUUUAGUAGAGAUGGUGUUAAGCUUGGAUUAGAUCAGUUCUUCAGGGAAAGUGCAAGUGCCACAUUAGAAUUUGAUGUUGUCUCUUUGGAAGAUGAAGGAUACUAUGAAUGCAUUGCAAUCAACAGUGCUGGUACAGGUCGUGCUCAAACAUAUCUGGAUGUCUCAGAACCACCUCCCAUUGUUCAAGUGCUCAAUAAUGUGACUGUGAUUCCAGGAGAAAGAGCAAUACUCACAUGUUUAAUAUCAAGCACUGUACAUUUUAAUCUAACAUGGAUGCAAGGUGGCAUAGAUGUCAAACUACGUGAUCCUACUCGUGUUAGAAUGAUGAAUAACCUGUCUCUUGAGAUACAUAAUGUGAAUCCUUCAGAUGCUGGCGAGUACAGCUGCAUUGCCACCAAUGAGGGAGGAGCUACGUCAGGCUUUGUCCAUCUGGUAGUUCAAGAACCCCCACAAGUAAUUGUAGAACCAAGGAAUCAGACAUUUGUUACUGGACAAGAUGUUCGAAUACGAUGUUCUGCGAAAGGUUACCCUAAACCUCACCUUGUGUGGACACAAAAUGAUAUAUUUAUCAUAGGCUCAAACAGGUACAGGUUAACUCUGGAUGGUACACUGAUAAUUAAAAAUGCAGCUCAAAGAGAUUCAGGAAUUUAUAGUUGCUUGGCAAGCAAUCCAGCAGGAACAGACAGACAGACCUCUGCUCUUAUCUAUAUUGAGGCACCAAAGGUUUCAGUGGUCCAACCUAAACUUCUUACCGGACUUGGAGACAUAACUGAGAUGGAAUGCAAAGUCAGUGGGAUUCCAGAUCCCAAAAUUAAGUGGUAUAAAGGUGAUCUUGAACUUCAGCCUUCGCCUUUUAUUAUCUUUGAAAGUGUUAAAGGGAUUUUGAGAAUUACAGAAACUCGUGAUAUAGAUGCAGGAGAUUAUAUUUGUUUGGCAAUUAAUGAUGCUGGAAAGGCUACUGGAAAACUUACCUUAGAUGUGGGCUCUGCUCCAGUGUUCUUCCAGGAGCCUGCUGAUAUUUCUGCUGAUAUUGGCACAAAUAUCACAUUGCCUUGCAUGGCACAGGGAUACCCUCAGCCUCGGAUCAAGUGGAAACGUCCUGACAGUCCUUCUGUCUUCCCUAAGCCUUAUGCAAGAAGUACAAUUACUGAAACACAGACAGGAAAUCUUAUUAUUAACAAUCUCUCAGUUGAAGAUGAAGGGAAUUACAUUUGUGAAGCUGAAAACCAGUUUGGGAAGAUUUGGGCUCAGACUAGAGUAACAGUGACUGGACUUGUGACUCCAUUAAUUGGAAUUAGCCCUGAAGUUGUGAAUGUUAUUGAAGGACAGCAGAUCACUUUACCUUGUGUUUUUCUUUCUGGAAAUCCUCUUCCAGAGAGACAAUGGCUAAAAAACAAUGUAAUGUUGAAUAGCAACCCAUAUCUAACAAUUCGCCGGGAUGGUAGUCUCCACAUAGAACGUGUUCAGUUGCAAGAUGGGGGGAAAUACACAUGUUUGGCUCGUAAUGUUGCUGGAAGAAGUAAUCGAACAACCACUGUCAACAUUUUUGUUCUUCCAACUAUCCAGCAUGGACCUCAGGUUUUCAGUACCAUUGAAGGAAUCCCAAUAACACUGCCUUGUCGAGCAAAUGGAGUACCCAAACCUGAUAUUACAUGGUCAAAGAAGGGUGAGCUGAUUGACCUUAGUGGCAGAGCCUUCUCAUUAAACCCAGAUGGCAGCCUCUUUAUUGUUUCACCCACUGGAAAUGAAACAGGCGAAUUUGUGUGUACGGCUACAAAUGCUGCUGGAUAUACUUCGAAGAAAGUACAACUAACAGUUUAUGUGAAGCCAAGAGUGUCUGGUCAGCGUGGGAAACAAGAAGAAGGAAAUGGCCUAGUGGAAAUUUCAGUAAUAGCCGGAGAAGAUGUCAUUCUGCCCUGUGAGGUUCAAAGUAUCCCACCUCCAAUUAUUACCUGGGCCAAAGACAUGCAACUUAUUUCCCCUUUCUCUCCGAGACAUACGUUACUCUCAUCAGGAUCGAUGAAGGUUAUUGAAACAAGAGUGUCCGACAGUGGGUUAUACUUAUGUGUUGCAACAAAUAUUGCUGGCAAUGUUACACAAGCAGUAAAACUCAGUGUCAAUGUUGCCCCAAAAAUCCAAGCUGGACCCAGAGUGAUCAAGGUUCUUGUUGGCCACAAAGUAGACAUCCCCUGCAUUGCACAGGGACUGCCUCCUCCAGUGAUACGUUGGUUGAAGGAUAAGAAAGAAUUUGGUGUAACAGAAGAUGGAAUUCUGACAAUUAAAGAAGUCACUUUGUCUGAUGCCGGCUUCUAUAAGUGUGUGGCCAGAAAUGUGGCAGGACAGGAUGAAGCAGAGAUCCAUCUGCUUGUUCAAGUUCCCCCAGUUGUUGAAGAACUUGAUCCUCCAUAUAAUACACCAUUCCAAGAAAGAAUAGCUAAUCAACGCAUUGCAUUUCCGUGCCCAGCAAAAGGUAACCCCACACCUGUCAUUAGGUGGCAGCGGAAUGGCAAGGAAUUGACAGGAAAUGAACCAGGUGUAUCAAUCUUGGAAGAUGGCACUCUGCUAAUUAUUGCUUCACUGUCACCUCUUGAUAAUGGAGAAUAUGUUUGUGUGGCUGUCAAUGAUGCAGGAUCUACUGAGAGGAAGUACCAACUUAAAGUACAUGUUCCUCCUAAUAUCAUGGAUAAUGAAAAGCCUUCUAAUGUAUCAGCUGUGGUGAACCAACCUGUCAGUCUGUUCUGUGAUGCCACAGGAAAUCCACUGCCCCUUAUUAGCUGGUUCAAAGACAAUCUGCCUAUUAUCAGCAAUAGCAAUGUUCAGAUAUUAAACAAUGGUAAAACACUGAGAUUGUUGAAAGUGGGCGCAGGUGAUGCUGCCAGAUAUACCUGUAAUGCCAUUAACAUUGCAGGAAGUACAGAGAAAAAUUUUAUCCUGGAAGUGCUAGUUCCUCCCAGCAUAGCGGGUGUUGGCUCACCUAAUGAUAUUUCUGUGAUCCUCAAUCAUGCUGCUGUCUUGGAAUGCAGAGUCAAAGGAGUGCCAUUUCCCUCAAUUCAAUGGUUCAAGGAGAGCAAACCACUGUUUUUGGAUGAUCCAAAUAUUGAAGUGCUGAACAAAGGACAAGUAAUAAAGAUAAAAGCCACUCGCAUCAUUGACCAGGGCCUCUACCAGUGUAUUGUGAGCAACACUGCUGGAAAGCAGACCAAGGAUUUCAAAUUCAAUGUUUAUGUGCCACCCACCAUUAAAGGUGGAAAUGUUACUACUGAAUUGUCAGCUUUUCUCAAAUCACCUGUGUCUUUGGAGUGUGAGGCUCGUGGGAUGCCAGUACCAGCCAUCACUUGGUACAGAGAUGGACAACCCAUUAUUGCCAGUCAUCAAGUUCUCUACAAUGACAGAGGUCAUUUCCUGCAGAUUCCUCAAGCACAGCUCUCUGAUGCUGGCCGCUACACAUGCCGUGCCACCAGUAUAGCUGGAAGUGCAGAGAAAACAUAUUUGCUGGAUAUUCUUGUUGCCCCUACAAUUGAAGGGGACUCUGACAUCCCCAUGAAACGGAAGGUAGUUGUUAAUAAUCCUCUGAGUCUGGAGUGUGACGCAGGAGGACAACCACCUCCGACUCUAACCUGGUUGAAGGAUGGUGUGCCAGCAAAAAAUAGUGACAACAUCCGUAUAAUUCAAAGAGGCAGAAAACUUGAAAUAUUGAAUGCAGCUGUGUCUGAUUCUGGGACUUAUACGUGUAUAGCUACUAGUGUUGCUGGCGAAAAGCAAAUUACAUACAAUGUUAAUGUGUUAGUACCACCAAGUUUGGAACGCUUGGAUGAGAGCACAGAUUCCACAGUUAUUGUUAAUGGCCCUCUGGAACUCUACUGCCUUGCUAAAGGAACUCCACCCCCACAGAUUAAAUGGCUUAAGGAUGGACAACCAGUCCGACAAAGGGAUGGAUUGAAAAUGAUGUCAAAUGGACAGAAGCUUGUUAUCUCCCAAGCCCAAGUUUCUGAUAUUGGUCACUAUCAGUGUAUAGCUACCAAUGAAGCAGGAGAACAAAAAAAAGAAUUUAAUGUGGCUGUUCAUGUUCCUCCUUCGAUUCGCUCUGGUGGACAGUCAGAGCGAUCUGUAGUUGUUCAUCAGCCUAUAACCUUGCAAUGCAUUGCUAAUGGUAUUCCAAAUCCAUCUAUUACUUGGCUUAAAGAUGGUCGCCCUGUCAGCACUGCAAGAGGACAUGCAAAGUUGGAGUCAAUGGGACGAGUACUGCAGAUAGUAAAUGCACUCCUAGAGGAUGCAGGCACAUAUACAUGCAUUGCCACUAACGCUGCUGGAGAGGCACAGCAACAUGUUCGGCUUACUGUAAAUGAGCCACCUAUUGUAGAAAAUGGUGGAGACAUCUUGAAUGAGACUGCUAUAAUUAACAGCCCAAUUCAGCUUGAAUGCAAGGUAUCUGGAAAUCCUUUGCCAGCUGUUACAUGGUAUAAAGAUUCCCGGCCAAUUACAAGUUCUGCUGGUGUGACACUGCUAAACCGUGGCCAAAUACUACAGAUUGACAGCGCUCAAGUGUCAGACACGGGAAUCUACAAGUGUGUAGCCAUCAAUAUCGCAGGGACUUCUGAGCUGAUCUAUAGUCUACAGGUGUAUGUUCCCCCGUCGAUCUCAGGGAGUAGCGAUAUGGUCACUGUAGUGGUUAAUAAUGCAGUGCGACUGGAGUGUGAAGCCAGAGGAAUUCCAGUACCAGGCCUUACAUGGCUUAAAGAUGGAAGCCCUGUUGCUAGUUUUACUAAUGGCAUUCAGCUUCUGUCAGGGGGUAGGGUUUUGUCCAUUGCAAGUUCUCAGAUCAGGGAUACAGGAAAGUAUACAUGUGUGGCAGUGAACGCAGCUGGAGAAGAGCAAAGGGACAUCCAGCUUCGAGUUUAUGUGCCUCCCGAUAUCUUGGGUGAAGAGCAAAAUGUGUCUGUUGUUAUGAAUCAGAUGGUUGUGAUGCUUUGCCAGAGCAAUGCUGUCCCACCACCUACUCUGAGAUGGUUCAAAGAUGACCACCCUCUUCUCAGAAAACCUGGCCUUAUAAUUUCAGAAGAUGGAAGUACCUUAAAGAUUGAAAGUUCUCAAGUCCAAGAUACAGGACGCUACACUUGUGAAGCAACAAAUAUUGCUGGAAAAACAGAGAAAAAUUUCAACCUUAAUGUUUGGGUUCCACCCAGCAUACUUGGUGCAGAUGAAGUUUCCCAGCUGACAGUCAUUGAAGGAAGUCUUAUCACUUUAGUUUGUGAGUCCAGUGGCAUUCCGCCGCCAAACCUGACAUGGAAAAAAAAUGGAGCUCUUUUAAAGACAUUGUCACGUAACAGAGUAAGAGCACUCUCUGGAGGAAGACAGUUGCAGAUCUCUAGUGCCGACAAGUCAGAUGCUGCCACUUACUCUUGUGUUGCUUCCAACCUGGCUGGAAAUGCAAUGAAAGAAUAUAUCCUGCAAGUAUAUGUUCGUCCUACGAUUUUGCACAGUGGAAUGCAUCCAAGUGAAGUGACAGUGUCACGCGGAAAUGGUAUUAAUCUGGAAUGUGAUGCCCAAGGGACACCACGACCUGCUUUGACUUGGCUGAAAGAUGGACGACCCGUGGUAAAUGGCAGGAGUGUUCAGGUCCUGAGUGAUGGUCGAUUACUGCAGAUUAAGAAUUCUCAGGUGUCAGACACUGGACGUUAUAUGUGCGUUGCUGUUAAUAUGGCUGGGCAAGUGGACAGGAAGUACGACGUGAAUGUACAUGUACCCCCAACUAUUCUUGGAGACCUGAGUGUCCCAGACAACAUAACCGUAUUGGUAAAAAACCCUGUGGUUUUAAACUGUGAAGCUACAGGUAUUCCUCUUCCAGUCAUUUCCUGGCUCAAAGAUGGUCAUCCUGUUAAUCUGUCCAGCUCUGCCAAAAUCCUGUCAGGUGGCCGACUACUUCGAUUAAUGCAUGCUACAAUCGAAGAUGCUGGAAGAUACACCUGUAUUGCCUCCAAUUCUGCUGGGGAAAAUAAGAAGAAUUUUGACCUUGAUAUCUUAAUACCACCAAGCAUUAUAGAAGACGAAACACAGCAAGAUGUAAAAGUUAAAGAGAAACACAGCAUUACACUAACAUGUGAAGUGUCAGGUCACCCUGUUCCAAAAAUCAACUGGAUGAAAGAUGAUCAACCUCUGGUAGAAGAUGAUCGACACAAAGUCAUUUCCAAUGGCCGCUUCUUACAAAUUCUUUCUGCUCAGGUGGUGGACACAGGCAGGUACACAUGUCUGGCAUCAAACACUGCUGGGGAUAAGACCAAGAACUUCAACCUCAAUGUGCUUGUAUCUCCCACAAUAAAUGGCAUGGACCAACAAGAAACUCCUGAAGAAGUCACUGUGACAUUGAACAGUCCCACAUCAUUAGUAUGUGAAGCCCAGUCUUACCCUCCUGCCACAAUCAUGUGGCUGAAAGAUGGUGUUCCAUUUGAGUCUAACAAAAAUAUCAGAAUUCUUCCAGGAGGAAGAACCCUACAGAUUCUGACUGCCCAGAAAGAAGAUGCUGGGAGGUAUACCUGUGUCGCCACUAAUGAAGCUGGUGAAACCCUUAAAAACUAUGAAGUUAAGGUUUACAUCCCUCCUAUUAUAAGCAAGGAAGACCUACAUGAUUUCUCUCCUAAAGAAAUAAAAAUCAAAGUGAAUAACAGCCUUACUCUGGAAUGUGAAGCCCAGGCCUUUCCCACUGCUACUCUGCGUUGGUUCAAGGAUGGGCAGGCCUUAAAUGCUAAUCACCAUGUUAGUAUAACUGCAAAUGGCCGCAUCCUUCAGCUGAGGAGAGCUCAGAUAUCAGAUACUGGUCGUUAUACAUGUGUUGCAUCCAAUCUUGUGGGAGAAGAUGAAAAAGAUUUUGAUGUAAAUAUACUAGUUCCUCCAAGUUUCACCAAACAAGUAAAAGAGAAGAGCAAUAUGGAAGACAACAGUGGCACAGAUAUCAAAGAUGUAGUUGUUAAUAAUCCAAUUUCUCUCUACUGUGAAACCAAUGCAGUACCUCCUCCCACUUUAAGGUGGUAUAAGGAUGGCCAGCUUUUAGCUUCAAGUGACAAGGUUUUAAUCUUGCCAGGUGGGCGCAUAUUGCAGAUUCCUAGAGCCCUACCUGAGGAUGCUGGAAAAUACACAUGUGUUGCCAUAAAUGAGGCUGGGGAAGACUCAAUUCACUAUGAAGUCAGAGUGCUGUUGCCACCCAUAAUAAAGGGAGCAGACGAAGACGUUCCAAAAGAGAUGAUUACUUUGGUAAACAAAACAGCCAUCAUGGAAUGUCUGGUCAGUGGCAGCCCCGCUCCCAAAAUUUCUUGGUUGAAAGAUGGCAGGCCGGUGACAGAAGGAAAGUCACUAAAAAUUCUUUUCAAUGGUAAAACCCUGCAGGUCACACGUAGCCAGAUAACAGACACAGGAAGAUAUGUAUGUGUGGCAGAAAAUGCAGCAGGAAGUGCAGAGAAGUAUUUCAAUCUCAAUGUACAUGUUCCACCUAUUAUUAUGGGAAUGAAUCCUGAGAAUGUGACAGUGGUGCUGAACAACUUUAUUUCCUUGACGUGUGAGGCUACAGGUUUUCCUCCUCCUGCUUUAACUUGGCUAAAAGAUGGAAAACCUGUACAGCACAACUCAAAUAUGCUGAUUAUGCCUGGAGGGCGUACACUGCAAAUCUUGCGUGCAAAACUUUCAGAUGGAGGAAAAUACAGCUGUGUAGCAGUAAAUCAGGCUGGAGAGAAGGAAAAAAUAAUAUUUCUCACUGUCUUUGUUCCCCCAAGCAUAAAGGACCACUCUGGAGAUUCCCCAACUGCUAUGAGUGUACGGGUUGGAAAUUCAGUUACUCUGGAAUGUGAAUCAAAUGCUAUUCCUCCGCCUAUGAUUACCUGGUACAAAAAUGGGCGAAUGAUUGCAGAUUCUGCCAACAUCAAAAUUUUGGCUGAAGGACAGAUACUAGAGAUUACAAAAGCAGAGGUAUCAGAUACAGGCCAGUAUGUAUGCAAGGCAACAAACAUUGCAGGACAAGUUGACAAAAACUUCCAUCUCAAUGUUUAUAUGCCUCCCAGCAUUGAUGGCCCAAAAGAACAGAGACUGUUAGAGACAAUUAGCAAUCCUGUCACUUUUGCUUGUGAUGCAACUGGCAUCCCACCUCCUACUUUGACCUGGCUAAAAAAUGGUAGACCAGUUGAAAAUACAGAGUCCCUAGAGAUGCAUAUUUUAUCUGGAGGCAGUAAACUGCAGAUUGCACGUUCACAGCUCUCAGAUUCUGGCACCUACAUCUGUGUGGCAUCAAAUAUAGAAGGCAAGGCACAAAAAAUAUAUCACCUGGAUGUACAAGUUCCUCCAAGUAUUAAAGGUUCUGAAAUGCCAAGUGACGUCAGUGUGAUUGUCAAUGAGAGUGUUCAACUGAUUUGUAAUGUAGAAGGCACUCCUAGGCCUACAUUACAGUGGUUAAAGGAUGGAAACACAUUCACUAUGACGAUGGAAAAUAAUACCAGAAUUUCACCAGAUGGUAGUACACUCAGUAUAACUGGUGCACAGCCUGCCAACAAAGGAAAAUACACUUGUGUAGCUACAAAUUCAGCAGGAGAAGAGGACAGAAUAUUCACCCUAAAUGUGUAUGUCCCUCCAUCAAUCAUGGAUAAUGGAAGGAAUUCUGAUGAGUUAACUGUAAUAUUGGACAGUUCUAUCAACAUAGAAUGUGUUGCAAAUGGAUUUCCAGCUCCUCAACUUAAUUGGCUAAAGAAUGGCCUUCCUCUCCCAAUCUCUUCCCAUAUCCGUUUGCUCUCUGCUGGACAGGUCCUCAGAGUGGUGAGAGCACAGACAUCAGAUGCUGGCAUCUACACCUGUGUGGCUUCAAAUCGAGCUGGAGUGGAGAAUAAACAUUUCAAUGUGCAAGUUUAUGUUCCACCCAGACUUGUCACUUCUGCAGAAACGGAGACAGUUGUAGUGGUGAAGGGUGAACCAAUAGCUUUGCUCUGUAUUAGUGAUGGUACUCCAGCCCCUUCUUUAUCAUGGAUGAAGAAUGGCCAGCCACUUUCUGCAGAUGGUCACAUUAGUAUCCUAAAUCAAGGCACAGCAGUACAGAUGACCCGAGCAGAGUUGGAGGAUGCAGGCAUGUACACCUGUGUAGCCACCAAUGAAGCAGGAGAAGCCAGCAAACAUUUUGACCUCAUGGUUCUGGACCCACCUCGUAUAAAUGGAUCUGACAUACCGGAGGAAGUGUCUGUAAUUGAGAACCAUGCUUUAGAACUGCAUUGCAUCUCUACUGGUGUACCAAUACCUGAACUUACUUGGAUGAAAGAUGGCCGUCCCAUGCCAGCAGCUGAUGGUAUUUUUGUGUUACGUGGAGGAAAUGUUCUAUACAUAACCAGUAUUCAGGUUGAAGAUGCGGGUAGAUACACAUGCCUGGCAUCCAGUCCAGCUGGUGAUGAUGAAAAAGAGUAUCUAGUGCGAGUGCAUGUUCCUCCAAACAUAGCUGGUACAAGUGACCCACAAGAUGUUUCAGUGCUCGAAAAUAUGCAGGCAAUGCUAGAAUGUAAAUCAGAUGCUAUUCCACCUCCGACUCUGACAUGGCUCAGAAAUGGAAAACCACUUCAGUCUUCACCUCGUAUUCGAAUUUUGUCUAAUGGAAGAUAUCUUCAGAUAAAUAAUGCUGAACUUGGAGACAGAGCAAACUAUACUUGUGUUGCUAGUAAUAUUGCUGGAAAUACUACCAGGGAGUUCAUUUUUAAUGUGCAAGUUGCACCAACUAUACAGGAUGGACCGCAAACUCUUUCAGUGCAUGUUGAUAAACCAGCUGUACUAGAGUGCAUUGUCAGUGGAGUUCCAGCGCCUAGGAUAACAUGGAGAAAAGAUGGAGUCGUAAUGUCAGGAAGUAAUCCCAGAUACUCUAUCAUGGAAAAUGGCUCUCUACACAUCUUCUCUGCCCAAGUUACUGACACAGGACGUUAUUUAUGUAUGGCUACAAACCCUGCAGGGUCUCAGCGUAAGAAAAUUGACUUACAAAUAUUUGUGCCUCCAUCCAUUGUUGUCAGUCCAACUGAUGUCACUGCAACUGUUAAUAUCCAGAUCACCCUUCCCUGUGAAGCUACUGGCUUUCCUAAACCAGAUGUGGUGUGGAAGAAGAAUGGUCGUGUUUUGAACACAGACCACAAUCAGAAUAUGUACAGGGUUUUAUCUUCAGGGUCUUUGGUAGUGAUUGCUGCAACAGUGGAAGACAGUGCUAUCUAUGAGUGUGUUGUGUCAAAUGAUGCUGGAAAAGAUCAAAGAUCCAUGAAACUUACUGUACAAGUCCCUCCUUCUAUUGCUGAUGAACAAACCGAGCUUUUGGUCAUGAGGCUGUCCCCAGUAAUUAUAACUUGCACUGCAUCUGGAGUGCCAGAGCCUGCAAUUCACUGGUUUAAAGAUGGGGUUAUGCUGCCAACCCAUGGACAUGAAUACACAAUUCUACCUUCUGGUCCAGUAGAGAUCACAGCAGCUGAUCACAUUCACAGUGGCAGAUACACAUGCACAGCAAGCAGUCCUGCUGGCUCAGCACAUAGGCAGGUUCAUCUGACAGUCCAGGAGCCUCCAAUGAUCCAGACACACCCAAGUACAUUGGAUGUAAUUUUAAAUAACCCUAUUACUCUGCCAUGUGAAGCUUCUGGAACUCCAAGACCUACUAUUACUUGGCAAAAAGAGGGGAUUAACAUUUUACCUGCAGGAGAGAACUUCACUGUACUGCCCAAUGGUGGACUUCAGAUUAUUCGCUCUAAAGUAGAAGACUCUGGGACAUAUAUAUGUGUGGCACAAAACCCUGCUGGGACUGCUUUAGGAAAGACUAAACUAAGAGUUCAAGUACCUCCAUCAAUUAAGUCACAAACAAAAGCUUACAUUGUGGCAUUGGAUAAAUCUGUUACCCUGUCAUGUGAAGCAGAGGGUUACCCUGUCCCCGAAGUCAAAUGGCACAAAGACAGCCAUCAAGUGAAGGAGUCAGUUCGCCAAAGAGUGCUGAGCUCUGGUGCGUUACAUAUAGCAUUUGCACAGCCCACAGAUGCCGGACGCUACACCUGCACUGUGGCAAAUGUGGCAGGUUCCAGCAGCUCUGACAUGAGCCUUACUGUGCAUAUGCCACCCAAUAUCCGCAGCAUGGAUUCUGAGUACUCUGUUUUGGAGAGCUCCCAGGUGGCAUUGCACUGCAUUGUAGAUGGAGUUCCUCAGCCUCACAUUUUCUGGGAGAAGGAAGGAGUUCCUUUAUCUGAAGGAAAAGGAAAAUACACCAUCAAGCGCACAGGAGAGCUCAUCAUUGGGAAUACUCUUGUUGAUGAUGCUGGAAGCUACACAUGCAUUGCAAAUAAUACAAUUGGUGAGAGCAGCCGCACUGUAAACCUGAUAGUGCACACUCACCCUGCAAUUAUGGACCUGCUUGGAGAUGUGGCCCUAAACAAGGGCCAGCGCCUCCUACUGACCUGUGCUGCCAGUGGCAUUCCCACACCCACAAUUACAUGGGCCUUCAAUAAUAACAUCAUUCCUGCACAGUAUGAAAGUGCUAAUGGACACAGUGAGCUGCUUAUUGAGAGAGUAAACAAAGAAGACUCUGGAACGUACACAUGCAUUGCAGAAAAUAGCGUGGGAUCAGUGAAAUCUAUUGGCUUUGUUUAUGUAAAAGAACCUCCCAUUUUUGAUGGCGAUACUCAUUCAAACAAGAUUGAGCCACUGGGUGGAAAUGCCAUUUUGAACUGUGAAGUUCGAGGAGACCCUCCACCUGUAAUUCAGUGGAACCGUAAAGGCAUAAACAUUCAGAUAAGCAACCGCAUUAGACAACUCGAUAAUGGUUCAUUGGCCAUAUAUGGCACUGUGAAUGAGGAUGCUGGCAGCUACAUAUGUGUAGCAAGAAAUGAUGCUGGUGUAGCUGAACGGCGUGUAACACUAACAUUGCAAAGCCCCCCGACUAUCACAGUUGAACCAGUCGAAACGGUUGUGGAUGCUGGCAACACUCUGGUGCUUAACUGCCAAGCAAGGGGUGAGCCACCACCUGCUAUUGAAUGGACACGUCAAGGACUUCCUCUCCACGGAAAUGAAAGAAUUAGCAUUCUUUCCAAUCAUUCCUUACGCAUAAUUGCUGCCCAGAAAGAAGACACCUCAGAGUAUGAGUGUGUGGCUCGGAAUCUAAUGGGAUCAGUUCUUAUCAGGGUUCCAGUCACCGUACAAGUGCAUGGUGAGUUUUCAGAGUGGAUGGACUGGGGACCAUGUAGUGUGACAUGUGGACAAGGAGUUCAGAAGAGACUUCGCCAGUGUAAUAAUCCUCUCCCUGCCAAUGGAGGUCGACAUUGUAUUGGACCUGAAGUAGAGAAACGCAGCUGUCAAGCUAAGCGCUGCCCAGUGGAUGGUAAUUGGUCGGAGUGGAGCACUUGGGAGGAAUGCACCCGCACCUGUGGACAGGGGAAUCGGACCAGAGUGCGCUCCUGCACUAACCCUUCAUCACAACAUGGAGGCAAAGCAUGUGAGGGCAAAGCUGUAGACUUGCUUGUCUGCAAUGUAAGGCCAUGCCCAGUUGCUGGUAAUUGGGGCACCUGGUUACCCUGGGGCCCAUGUAGUGAAACGUGUGGAAAAGGUACACAGACCCGCCUAAGACUCUGCAAUAAUCCUCCUCCGUCUUUUGAUGGACCGCACUGUGACGGCACUGACAUGCAGACUCAAGUGUGUAAUGAGAGAAAUUGUCCAGUGGAUGGAAAGUGGACAUCAUGGAUGACAUGGACAGCCUGUAGUGUCUCUUGUGGUGGUGGCACUCGGCAGAGAACACGCACAUGUACCAGCCCUUCACCUCAAUAUGGAGGACGUCAGUGCGAGGGAAACGAUGUGCACAUUGACUUUUGUAAUAAUGAGCCAUGCCCUACCCAUGGUAACUGGGGACCCUGGAACAGCUGGGGAAGUUGCAGCCGUACCUGCAAUGGAGGACAGAUGCGGCGGUACAGGACAUGUGACAAUCCUCGACCAGCAAAUGGAGGACGAGCAUGCGCUGGAGCAGACACUCAAAUUCAGCGAUGCAACACAGACAUAUGCCCAGUUGAUGGAAAUUGGGGGCCCUGGCAGUCUUGGAAUGAGUGCUCAGCUUCAUGUGGUGGAGGGGAACGGACUAGAGUUCGACUUUGUAACAAUCCUCCACCUGUCAAUGAGGGAAGGUCCUGCCCUGGUGACAGUUCACAAGUUUCCAAGUGUAAUAUUCAAGCGUGCCCAGGUGGUCCACAUUAUGCCAGGGGAAGCGUGAUUGGAAACAUUAAUGACAUUGAAUUUGGGAUUGCCCUUCUGAAUGCUACCAUCACAGAAAGUGAAGAUUCCAGCUCUAAGAUCAUUCAAGCAACCAUCACCAAUGUUCCUCGAAGCCUUGGUCCUGCAAUGAGAAAACUGAUUUCAAUCCUCAAUCCAAUCUACUGGACCACAGCCAAAGAAAUUGGAGAAGCAAUGAAUGGGUACAGUCUAACUGGAGCAGUCUUCCGAAGAGAAACACAAGUGGAAUUUGCUACAGGUGAGAUUUUGAGAAUGACUCAUGUAGCACGUGGACUGGACUCAGAUGGUGCCUUGCUCCUUGACAUUGUUAUAAAUGGAUACAUCUUACAGUUGCCUUCUACUGCUGACGUGAAUGUAAAAGAUUACACUGAAGACUACAUUCAAACGGGCCCAGGUCAGAUCUAUGCGUACUCCACGCGCAUGUUUAGCAUUGAUAAAAUCAGCGUUCCAUACUCAUGGAAUCACACGAUCACAUAUGACAGUUCUCAAGGCAGGAUGCCAUUUCUAGUGGAGACGCUUCAAGCAUCCUCCAUGACAACAGAAUACCAUCCUUUACAAGAAAUGCUGGAGUACAAGGUCCAUGCAACCAUUUCAAAAGGAGAUCGAAGCAAUCAGUGCCCCAGUGGUUUUCGUUUGGAUUCUGCUGGACCAUACUGUGCAGAUGAAAAUGAAUGUAGUGCUCAUCACCCCUGCUCUCACACGUGCCACAAUACCAUGGGGACCUAUUAUUGCUCCUGUCCUCAAGGUCUUACUAUCUCUGCAGAUGGAAGAACCUGUCAAGAUAUCAAUGAGUGUGUGUUAGGGGGCCAUACUUGCCAUGGAGGACAAGACUGUGAAAAUACUAUUGGCUCAUACCGAUGUGUGGUCCGCUGUGGCCAAGGAUUUCGACGCACGUCUGAUGGACUCAGCUGUCAAGAUAUUAACGAAUGUCAGGAAUCCAAUCCAUGCCACCAGAGGUGUCUUAACAUUAUUGGCAGCUUCCGCUGUACCUGUGAGCCUGGUUUCCAUUUGAGGAACAGGAGGUGUUUUGAUAUCAAUGAAUGCCGACAAAAUGUCUGUCGAUCAGAUCAGCAAUGCAAGAAUACACGAGGAGGAUAUAAGUGCAUCGAUCUAUGCCCGAGUGGUAUGACUAAAGUGGAUAAUGGAACAUGUUUAGAUAUCGAUGAGUGCAGAGAUGGGAUUCACCAAUGCAGAUACAAUCAAAUUUGUGAAAACACACGUGGAAGCUAUCACUGUAGUUGUCCACGUGGCUAUCGUUCUCAAGGAGUGGGUCAGCCCUGUCUUGACAUUAAUGAAUGCGAAAGGGUGCCCACACCUUGUGCCUUCCAGUGCCUCAACACCCCUGGAAGCUUCAAGUGCCUCUGUCCAGCUGGACGACAAUUGCUAGGCGAUGGGAAGUCAUGUGCCGGACUGGAGAAGUUGCCUAGUUAUGACAGCUCUUCAGACACCUAUAGGCCAGUCCAGCUUUCUCCUACUGGAAACCACUACCAGCGGCAGUAUCACAGAGUUGUUUCACAGACAUAUAAUUCCUAUUCUCCAUUUAACAACAUUAGAGUGCCUUUCUACAGAUCACGCAGGGAUGCCUGUCCUGAUGGCUUUCAGGCAAGGCCUGGCCAAUGCAUAGACAUCAAUGAAUGUGAAACCAAAGAUGUUUGCCAGCAUGAAUGUAUGAACAUCCAGGGAAGUUAUAAGUGCCUUUGUCCUAGUGGAUAUCGACUAAUGCUAAAUGGCAAAACAUGUCAAGAUAUUGAUGAGUGUGCUGAACAAAACAUACAGUGUGGCGUGAAUCGUAUGUGUUUCAACAUGAGAGGCAGUUACCAGUGUAUAGACACUCCAUGUCCGCCAAAUUACCAGCGGGACCCGGCCACCGGGUUCUGCCUCAAAAACUGCCUCCCAAAUGACUUGGAGUGUGCCCUGAGCCCAUAUGCCUUAGAAUACAAGUUAGUGUCGCUUCCCUUUGGGAUCGCUGCUAAUCAAGACCUUAUCCGCUUAGUCGCCUACACCCAAGAUGGGGUCGUCCAUCCCCGCACCACCUUCUUUGUAGUGGAUGAGGAUGCUACAAUCCCAUUUGCAAUACGGGAUGAGAACCUCAAAGGAGUUGUCUUCACCAUCAGGCCUCUGAGAGAGCCCCACACGUACAGGAUGAAAGUGCGCGCCUUGUCCUACAGUGCAGAUGGAAGCAUCGAGUAUCAGACCACGUUCAUUGUGUACAUUGCCGUGUCUGCAUAUCCUUACUAGGGCACUUCAGUGAUUCUGAAUUCUGGCAAGGAGAAACUGCCAUAUCUCUACAAACAAUUGCCUCUUGGAAGAAGGGGGUGAUUAUCCAAAAAAUAGACAAUUGAAAGCUAUGGAAGGAUGCAUUAUAAAGGACGUCAAUGCAUUACUAUAUACUUUUUUUGAACAAAAUACGAUUUCACUGGAGAAGCAGAGGUAUAGUUUGUAAUUGUGUUUGUUUACAUAUCAGACAGAGAAACUAUUUGUAUUCAUGAAGAACGCCAUCUAUCCGUACAGUUCAUUAUUGCUUCUGAAGACUUUGAAAGUGCGCCGUCCCAGACAUUCAAUUAAUUUAGAAUA